Vigna umbellata (rice bean) is the source of this 1988-nucleotide messenger RNA. Its product is annotated as cytochrome P450 CYP82D47-like. Gene Ontology annotation, molecular function: monooxygenase activity; oxidoreductase activity, acting on paired donors, with incorporation or reduction of molecular oxygen; heme binding. The record is from RefSeq and is a predicted model, not a curated record. Lineage: Eukaryota; Viridiplantae; Streptophyta; Magnoliopsida; Fabales; Fabaceae.
UUCACGAACCUGAUCCAUCUGUAUGUCAAAAAGACAACUGGGGUGCACUGUUUUACUAAGCUAAACACAGGGAAAAAGGACAUAAAACAAAUUUAAGGUAGCCUAUUUAACAUGGCCAUUGUCAUGAUCAUGGAUGUUUUCCAGCUCCAAACGCUGAUUUUAGGCGUUCUUGUCUUGCUUGUAGGUGCCUUGCUUUAUCAGUUGAAGCAGACAAAUGGUCCUAAUGCAAAGAUCUGCACUGUGCCUCAAGCAGCAGGAGCAUGGCCUAUUGUUGGUCAUUUGCACCUCUUCGGGGCUAAGCAACUUACACACAAGACACUUGGGAUGAUGGCUGAAAAACAUGGACCAAUUUUCACAAUAAAACUUGGUUCGAACAAAGUUCUGGUGUUGAGUAGUUCGGAGAUGGCCAAAGAGUGUUUCACUGUCCAUGAUAAAGCAUUCUCCACCAGGCCAUGUAUUGCAGCAACAAAGCUAAUGACCUACAAUUCAGCAAUGUUUGGCUUCGCUGCUCAUGGACCCUAUUGGCGUGAGAUGAGGAAAUUUACCACUAUUGAGCUUCUCUCUAACCAAAGGCUUGAAUUGCUUAAGGAUACAAGAACAUCUGAGUUAGAGACUGCAACUAGGGAGGUAUACAAGUUAUGGUCAAGAGAAGGUUGUCCAAAGGAAGGAGUUUUGGUAGACAUGAAGCGGUGGUUUGGGGAUUUGACGAAUAAUAUUAUUCUGAGAAUGGUGGGAGGGAAGCCAUAUUAUGGGGCUAAUAGUGAUGCUUCUGCAGAAGGUGAAGCAGGAAGAUAUAAGAAAGCUAUGAGGGACUUUAUGAGUUUAUUUGGGGUGUUUGUAUUAUCCGAUUCAAUUCCACUUCUGGGGUGGAUAGAUAACAAUGGAUACAAAAAGGCUAUGAAGAGAACAGCCAGUGAAAUAGACACUUUGGUUGAAGGGUGGCUGGAAGAACACAAAAGAAAAAGAAACGCGAGUACAAAUGGAAAGGAAGAACAGGAUGUCAUGGAUGUUAUGCUUAAUGUUCAGCACGAUCUUAAGGUUUCUGGUUAUGAUUUAGACACCAUCAUCAAGGCUACUUGCCUGAAUCUGAUCUUGGCAGGAGGAGACAGCAUCAUGGUGGCUCUAACUUGGGCCCUGUCUCUGCUUCUAAACAAUGAAACGGAGCUUAAAAAAGCCCAAGAAGAAUUGGACACUCAGGUUGGGAAGGACAGGAAGGUUGAAGAAUCUGACAUAAAGAAGCUAGUGUACAUCCAAGCCAUUGUAAAGGAAACCAUGCGGCUGUAUCCACCAAGUCCUAUACUGACCCUUCGUGCAGCAAUGGAAGAGUGUACAUUUUCAUGCGGCUAUCAUGUUCCUGCCGGCACACAUUUGAUUGUGAAUACUUGGAAGAUCCAAAGAGAUGGUCGUGUCUGGCAUGAUCCUCAUGAUUUCAAACCUGAAAGGUUCUUGACAAGCCACAAAGACGUUGAUGUAAAGGGUCAGAACUCUGAGUACUUCCCUUUUGGUUCCGGAAGAAGAGCAUGUCCGGGGGCCCCACUGGCUCUGCGUGUUGUGCACUUGACCUUGGCUACACUCUUACACUCUUUCAAUGUUGCUUCGCCCUCAAAUCAAGCUGUAGACAUGACAGAGAGCAUUGGACUCACAAAUUUAAAAGCAACCCCACUUGAAGUUCUGCUAACUCCACGUUUAGAUUCAAAGCUUUACCAAGACUAGAUUUUAAUAAGGUUUAGUAACCUCAACUUGGGGCUAAUAAAAAGUUCAAUGAAGCUACUAUAUGUUGUUAUAAUAAUUCUGCACUUGUGGUUCACUUUCCCCAAGUUUUUCUAUGUCAUCCACGAACACGUUUACGCCCGAGAUCCUGGUUUCUAUCAUGAGUUUGAUUGUAUCUUCUAUCUACUCUUGGAUACUGAUGCUCUUGGAAGUGAAAUUGUAAUAGCAGGUUUAGUAGUAUAUAUACAAACAUCUACGUACUAAAGAUUUUCGAUAUC